Triticum turgidum subsp. durum (durum wheat) is the source of this 3717-nucleotide messenger RNA. The record is from the annotation of a GenBank genome assembly. NCBI's taxonomy places the organism in Eukaryota, Viridiplantae, Streptophyta, Magnoliopsida, Poales, Poaceae.
AUGGUCGCCGGCGGGAGGGCGGUCCUGCGGCGGGCGAAGAUGGGCGGCGACGACGACGACGACGAGUACGUCGUGGACGAGGACGAGGAGGAGGAGGUGGAGGAAGAGGAUGACGCGGCGGUUGCGUGCUCCGACGAGGACGCCGCCGAGGAGGAGGAGGAGGCCGACCCGGAGCCGGAGCCCGAGGACGAAUCUGACGCCGACUUCGACGGGGAUGCGGAGGAGGAGGAGGACGACGAGGAUUUCGAGAUCGACAAGCCGCGGCAGCGGCCCAGGCGCCCUCCCAGGCCUUCCCCCAGGCCUCGCGGGCGGGGCAGGAAGAAGGCCAAGUCGGACGACGACGACGAUUCCGACGCGGUUUCCGAGGAGGAGGACGACGACGAGGACUUCGAGAUCGACGCGCCGCGGCCCAGGCGUCCGGCCAAGGCUCGCGGCCGGGGCCGGAAGCGGAGGCGGAAGCAGGAGUCGGAGGACGAAUCCGAUGCGGAUUUCGAGGAGGAGAUCGAGACGCCGCGGCCCAAGGCUCGCCGCCGGGCCAGGAAGGCCAAGCCGCGCGACGACGACGACGACUCCGAUGCGGAUUUCGACGACGAGGAGGAGGACGAGGAUUUCGAGAUCGACACGCCGCGGCCGAGGCGCGCGCCCACGGCUCGCUCCCGGGGCAGGACGAGGGUGCAGGAAGAGGAGUCCGACGCGGAGUUCGAUGGGCAGGACGAGGGGUUCGAGAUCCAGACUGGAAGGCCGAGGCGUGCACCCACGGCUCGCUCCCAGGGCAGGGCAGGGAAGCAGGAAGACGAGUCUGACGAGGAGUUCGAUGGGGAGGAGGGUGAAUCGGAGAAAGAGGAGGUGGAGGUCGAGGCGCCAUGGCCGAAACGCCCAGCCACGGUUCGGUUCCGGCGCAGAAGGGAGGAGCAAGAGAUCGAGUCUGAUGCAGAUUUCAAAAGGGAGGAGGAGGAAGAAGUGGAGAAUGAGCAGUUGGAGGUCGAGACCCCACAACCAGCCAUGGACCCUUCCUGGGGUAGGAGUGGGGAACAAGAGGAUGAGUCUGAUGCCGAUUUCGAUGGGGAGGAGGAGGAACUGGAGAAUGAGGAGUUAGAGGUCGAGACCCCACUGUCAGCCAACUUUCGCUCUGGUGGCAGGAAUGUGAAGGAGGAGGAUGAGCUUGAUGCAGAUUUCAAUGUGGCGGAGGAGGAAGCUGAGGAUCUGGAAGAGGAUGAAGAGCUGGAGAUCGAGACGCCAGAGUCAGUCAAGUAUCGUUCCGGCGGCAGGAAUGUGAAGGAGGAGGAGGAGCUUGAUGCAGAUUUCAAUGUGGCUGAGGAGGAAGUUGAGGAUCAGGAAGAUGAUGACGAGCUGGAGAUCGAGACGCCAGAGUCAAUCAAAUAUCGCUCCGGUGGCAGGAAUGUUAAGGAGGAGGAUGAGCUUGAUGCAGAUUUCAAUGUGGCUGAGGAGGAAGUUGAGGAUCAGGAAGAGGAUGAAGAGCUGGAGAUCGAGACGCCAGAGUCAGUCAAGUAUCGCCCCAAUGGCAGGAAUCUGAAGCAGGAGGACGAGUUUGAUGCAGAUUUCAAUGGGGCGGAGGAGGAAGUUGAGGAUCAGGAAGAUGAUGAGGAGUUGGAGACGGAGACGCUACAGCCCAGGAACCUGUCCGAGGCCCGUGGCAAGGGCAGGAAGGUGAAGCCAACGGGCUCUAGCCGGCAGAGACAUGAGGAUGAUGAUGAUUACGAGGAAGAGAUCGAGGAUGAGGAUGAAGACUUUGAUCCGGAGGUGGACGAAGAUGAGGAGGAUGAGGAGGAAGAUGUUGAAGAAGAAGAUGAUGAUUUGGGGGAUUAUGCCCCAACUCUCGCCACAAAGGUUAGACCUAGGAACCACUUGGCCAAGCGGAAGCCAGCGGCUGGGCGCCAACACCGUAAGAGGAAGAGUGGUUCCAAGGGAAAGACAAGGAAUGUCACGUCAGCACGUCGGCGUAGGAGCAAGCGGCGGGUGGCUGACGACUAUGAAGACGAUGAGGAGGAAGAGGAUGAUGAUGAUUUUGUUGUGAAGGACGACGUGGAGGAAGAGGUCAAUUACCGGCCAAGGAAGAAGGCUAAGGUUGGGAGGAAGACGAGGGAAGGCACUGCAGAGCCAGUUGCUGUGGGAGAAGCAUGGCCAUCAGUCGAAUCUGACACAUCAGAAUUUGAGUUUGUGACAUCUGACGAGGAUCAUGCUGAGAAGGAAACACCAGUAGCUGAGCCUGCGAGGAUCAAGAGAAAGAAGGGUAGGAGGAAGAGGGGUUCUGAAUCAGACUCGUCUUCAGACUCUGAUUAUGUCAUAUCAGAGGAGGAACUUAAGGAUUUGGGGGUGCCUAGGCCCCAAGAGACCGUGCCACAGCUGCCUUCGCCCCCAGCACGAAGGACCAUUGCUCCUAGGAGGGUAGACGAGAAGGGAAAAGAGCCAGAGGAGGCUUUGAAACAGAUAUGUGGUAUCUGCCUCUCAGAGGAGCAGAGAGCUACAAUACAGGGUGUGCUUAAUUGCUGCUCACACUACUUCUGCUUCGCGUGCAUCCUGGAGUGGUCAAAGGUGGAGUCGAGGUGUCCACUGUGUAAACGGCGUUUCAACACAAUUACCAAGUCAUCAGUGGCAGAUCUAGGAUUGGGGUUGAGGAAUGCUCCUGUUAGGGUAGAAAAGCGCGAUCAGGUAUACCAGCCCACUGAAGAUGAAAUGAGGCGUUGGUUAGACCCAUACGAAAAUGUUGUAUGUAUAGAGUGCAAUCAAGGUGGUGAUGACAAUCUCAUGUUGCUAUGUGAUAUAUGUGAUUCCUCUGCACAUACUUUCUGUGUUGGUCUGGGGAGAGAAGUACCAGAAGGCAACUGGUACUGUGGUGGGUGUAGAUCCAGUGUGGAAGGGCCUUCUCAUGCACAAAUACAGGAUAGGGUGGUUCACCGUGGAGAUAGUAACAUGAACACCGCCGAUAGCAGUUCUGGUUCGUUGGGCAGAUCUACAUCAAGUGGAGUGUUCCAGAGACCACCACCAAUAAACGUUCAGCCUUCUUUGCAAGGAUUUGAUCUGAAUCUCUCUCCAAUAGAAACCCCUGAGGAAGAUAAGCGAGCCGAGUCACAUCUCUCAGCUGAACCUGUAUCAACUCCUACUGGGAGGCAUGCAACUCUUGAUAGGAGGCGUGCCUUGAACCGACGCAUUCGUAUUCUUCUAUUUAGACCUAGGACUGCAACUAAUGCUUGGCAGAAUAGCAUUCAGCAAGACAGAAGCGCACCAGGAACAGAACAAAAUCAACGGAUCGCCUGCACCUCUACAGAUGUGAGCCCAUCAUGUUCCAGGGCUGAUUUUAUGCAGAGCCAGCAGAGUAGCUCACAUUUUGUACAGUCUGCAAGUAAUCUUAAUCAAUGCACUGAUGAGGGUGGAAGCAAUUUCCGAGAAGUAGCGAAUGCCAAGGACCAGCUGAUUCCUAUUGUGAAGAAGAGCAUCAAGCACAUUUGUGCCCGGUCCCCAUUGGAUCAAUCUUCUUUCACGAAUGUAGCACGGCGGGCGACACACACUAUCUUAGCGUUGUCUGGUAUUGCGCACAACAAGGAUAGGGUUGUUUCUACACCGUUUCCUUUUCCUAGCCAUUGUUGCCACGCCUGUGAUGGCCGAGAGCCAGCGUUUCUCAUGAGAACCAUCUGCUCGUCAUGCUUCAACUCAUUCGUUGGUGAUGUCGUCAGUCACAUCGCCAAUAUGUUUUCUUGA